GACAGUUUAGAUAUGAAAGGGGAGAGAGCGAGGGGGAAUGGCAUGCAGCACAAGGGCCGCAGGUCGGACUCGGACCCGCGGCCGCUGCGUCGAAGACUGCGCCUCUGUAGAUGGACGCGCGCUCUACCAGCCUUUUCACUUCAGAGCCAAGAUCCAUCUGUUGAAUAUGUGUCUGGCCCAGCGGAGGGAGAGAUCGUUUCAGCUGCAGGCACUGAAAAAAAACAAGGAACGAGGAAGGACCCAGUGUGCAUCACUCGGCUACUGACAGUCAUGGCGACCAUUGUGAUGGAGAGAAUUGGGCGAGUGUUCAUCAGCCUGCAGCAGAUCAGGGAGCUUCCUCGGAUGCUGACUGAUGCUGCACCCUCCAUGCCCGGCACCGUAAGAGACACCGAGGUUCCCUACUACUUCAGGGAGCGCUACGUCUGCACCGGCUACCGGCCACUCUACCAAAACUGGCGCUAUUACUUCCUGUCUUUAUUCCAGCGCCACAACGAGACAAUCAACAUCUGGACUCACCUGCUGGCAUUGUUGGUGAUUCUGGUGAGACUACGGCAACUCGCCGAGACUGUGGAUUUUGUUGGCGAUCCUCAUUCAUGGCCCCUGUUGAUCCUCAUCCUGUCCUCGUUGACCUACUCGGCAUUCAGUGCAGCAGCUCACCUACUGGGUGGAAAGUCUGAGCUGUGUCAUUACAUCUUCUUCUUUCUGGACUAUGUUGGGGUAGCCCAGUAUCAGUACGGCAGUGCUAUAGUUCACUUUUACUACGCUGUGGAUGAGGGCUUGCACAGACACGUGCGUGGGAUCUUCAUGCCUGCUGCCACUGUCCUCAGCUGUCUGUCGUGCCUGGGAUGCUGCUACGGCAAGUACUUCAACCACAGCUUACCGACGUGGGUGCGUAAGGUGUGCCAGGUGGUGCCCUCAGCGCUCGCCUAUAUCUGGGACAGCAGUCCUGUGGCGAAAAGACUCAUGUCAUCGUCUCCAGCCAGCAAUGACCCAGCCAUUAUCUAUCACUUUGGCCAGGUGGCUUUCUUCCUCAGCUGCAGCUUCUUCUUUACCUUCCCUCUGCUAGAGCGCUGCUUCCCCGGGCGCUGCGAUUUCGUGGGACAGAGUCAUCAGAUCUUCCAUGUACUCUUAUCUUGCUGCACCCUGUGUCAGAUCCACGCCUCCCACCUCGACUACGUGGGCCGUAGGAAGCUGUACUCGCGUCUGCAUAAGAGCGGUGAGGCUGCUCUCUUUGUGGGACUGUAUGUGGUCACUUUGGUCGGUUGUGCGCUAGUUGUUGCCUUCAUGCUGAAGAAAGCUAAACAAGUGCUUGAUUUCAAAGCCAAGUCCAAAUGAUAGAUUAGAUGUUGUAGGAACUGUAUAAAAAACAUUUAUGUGCCUUUCCUUUUAGAUUGACAGCUUUGAUAGAAAGGGAACUAAUUAUACUGUACAUGCUACUGGCUUGUAUUAUGUCAAUAGCUGUUGCAACUUGAACAUUUCAUAACUCUGGCAGUAUAACAUAGGGUUACAGAAUGAUAUUAGGAUUUAGUAUUUUAGUACUGAUUUGUAUUAUAAUUUCACAAUAUUUUUCAUGUAUCAGCAGAGGCUGGUGUUUUUUAAGUAAUCAAAAUCAGAUUCUUAACAACCUGCAUAUGGAAUGCAUGCAUGGCCAUUUAUAAAAUCACUGCUCUAACUGAUAAAAAUACAUGACAUGCAGAUGAAUUUGUUAAAUUAUCCGGUUGUAGUAUGUUUUCCUUUCCAUACUACGAUACUGGGAUAUGUGGAAUAGCAUCUAAAAUGUAUAUAAUAAUAUAUAAUAUAAUAACAUUUCAUAUAUAUAUAUUCAAUGUUUUGUUAUUCAUGCUAUGGGGCAUAUUUAACCAAAACUAAUGGAUUUUUAGUAAUAUAAAAAAAAAUAUAUACCAUUUUACAGUGUAAUAACUGUUACUACAUGCAGGGCCAUUGUCAUUGUGCCUUGAGAGCCAAUUGUUGCACAUUUUAUAUACAAUUUAGCAAACAGUUGGUGCUGAUAGAGUACCUUGUGACUGUAACUGUUCUCAAACCCUAAAUGCCAUAAGUGUGUAGGUUCUUCAGAAACGAAAGCCUUAGGAUUUAAGUUGCCAUUUUCAUGAGUUUAUGCCAUAGACUGUAAAAUAGUAGACAUGGAAUGGCAUUUUGAAGCCUCGAGUUUGGCGCCACAGGCGUCGGCAUCUUGGUUGGUUGCAUCUUGUGACGAUUAUUGUCAAGAGGGUUGAGCUGGGUAGGAUGAUGCGCGUCAUGUUUAUGGUUGCAAUGGCGCUGUUCUAAGCUAAACGCUAAAGGGGGAAAGUUGCCGAUUUCCAACCCUUCUGAAGCAAGUCAUCCAGCUGAGUUUUACGGUCGGACCUCCCGGUACUGCUGCCAUUCAUCUGCAUGUACGGCAUUACAGAAAAUCUGAUAACUUUCCCUUCAAGUGAUGGUUCGGAGUAAUUUCACCCUAGGGUCCUUUGCACCAUGACCUCGAGCCAAACACCCCCCCCAGAAGCUUUUUUCAGCCGGGUCUAACAUCGGACGAGUUAGCGUGAUCAGCUGAAUAGCUUAGUGCAGGCACUAAUGGAUCCACGUUUGUAUCUCGUAAGUUACCCCACUAAUAAUUCCCGAAAUGAUGCCAAACUUCUACAGACAAACUUUCCAAUCCAUCGUUUUAUGAGUACAUAACCUAUGUGUACUAGUGUAGAAGUUUCGUAUCAUUUCGGGCAUUAUUAGUGGGGUAAUUUACGAGAUACAUCACUGGAUCCAUUAGC
Molecule: messenger RNA, 2762 nt
Organism: Perca fluviatilis (European perch)
Lineage: Eukaryota; Metazoa; Chordata; Actinopteri; Perciformes; Percidae
Gene: paqr7a
Product: progestin and adipoQ receptor family member VII, a
Exons: 3
Coding region: 13-1335 (440 amino acids)
Biological process (GO): response to steroid hormone
Cellular component (GO): plasma membrane
Molecular function (GO): steroid binding; nuclear steroid receptor activity
Source: RefSeq, a predicted model, not a curated record